UUACAACCAAUUGAUUUCAUUAAAUAAAUUAUCAUCAUCUAACAUUUGUAUUUAUUUAAUUUAUCAUUCAUUUGCAUACUAAAAACGACGGUUUUUAUAUUUAUUUAUCAUGGUUGAACCUCUUCAAAUUCCAGACUUAAUCCUAGAACAUCCGAAUUUAUCUGAAAAAGAUCGCCGAUUAUUAAAAUUUGAUGAAUUUAAAAAAUUAAUUGUUGAUGUCAAACGAAAAUGUGGACAAAGAAUAUCAUCAAUCGAAAUAAAAGAAUUUCUGGACGAAAAACUUUUAUUACCCGCAUCAUUAGUUGAACAACGGCGCCAUAUGGUACAACAAUUGGAAAAUGCUCUAUGUAAACAAAAAUUCCCUUGUAAAUUGCAGAUUUACGGUUCGAUUGGCUCUGGUUUAGCCUUCAAAGAUCAUUCGGAUAUUGAUAUAUUCGUGAGCAUACCCGGCAUUCGCCUUGAUAAUAAACCUUUGAUUUAUCGAGCAGAAAAGUUUGAAAAAAUCCGCGAACUUUUUCGUUCAAUUCGAUCCAUAUUGCGUACUCAUGAAGAUACGCUGUUUCCCUACAAUGUAUUCAUUGAAACAUUAUUACAACGAAAAAUGCGCGUUCCCUUACUUCGUUUAACUAUAUUCAGCGAUAUUUGGGAAAGUAAUGAAUAUCAGGAAUUGAUUCAAUUAUCAAUCAAAUGCGAUCUAAAUGUUAAUUGUGCUCUCGGUUUGACAAACACUCGUUUAAUUCGCUUUCUAUGUAAAUUGGAUGCACGUUUUAAGUCAGUUGCCAUGCUGGUUCGUUUCUGGUCAAAAAACAUAAUAUGCGAACAAAUCCAAUUGUCAUCGUAUGCUGCAACCUUAUUAGUCAUAUUUUAUUUUCAACAAAUAUCAAUUUUCCCAGCUAUUGAACAUCUUAUUGAAUUAUCUGAUUCACUUCGUCCUUAUUACACGAAUGCUUGCCGUUCGGAUUUUUGUACGAACAUAAGUACUGUAACGCGGAAUUUUCCUCAUAAUAUUUGUAAAGAAAAUACUAUUCAAUUAUUCAUCGGUUUUUUUGAAUUUUAUUCACGAUUUGAUUUCAACGCAAAUUAUAUUUGCACACAUACAGCCAAGAUAUUUCCGAAAUUUCGCCCAUCUAAUGUCGUUGAAGUUUAUGAUCCAUUUGACUUGGAUCAUAAUACUACGGGACGUGUCGAUAUUGAAGGACUAGUACGAGAAUUAAUUGAUGGUUACGAAUCUUAUAAAAAUUGAAUUAUAUUCAGACUGAUCAUAUUCGAAUUCCUCGUAAAUAGAUGCUUUAUAUUUAUUCAUUGUAUACUGU
This is a messenger RNA of Dermatophagoides pteronyssinus (European house dust mite), 1313 nucleotides long. RefSeq lists its product as uncharacterized. Gene Ontology annotation, molecular function: nucleotidyltransferase activity. Gene Ontology annotation, biological process: RNA 3'-end processing. The record is from RefSeq and is a predicted model, not a curated record. Lineage: Eukaryota; Metazoa; Arthropoda; Arachnida; Sarcoptiformes; Pyroglyphidae.